CGAGAGAGAGAGAGAGAGAGAGAGAUUGAAGGCCAGCAAUGGCUUCAAUGGCAUCAGCAGGUACUUCUUCAAUCUACUACAGAAGUUACCAGAAAGAGUCCAUUAGGUCUCGUCAUCCUCUCAUCAUCGUCUCUCAGCACCACAACAACAACAACAACAACAACGAAUCCAUCGAACCAAUGGGGCGCAGAGAAAUCGUACUGAGGAGCAGCGAAGUUGCAGUGAUUGGGGCCAUUUUCAACUUCAGCGGAACAAAACCAGAGUACCUAGGGGUACAGAAGAACAAUCCUGGACUCGCACUGUGCCCAGCCACCAAGAACUGCAUAUCAACCUCUGAGAACAUUAGUGAUCUCACUCACUAUGCCCCUCCCUGGAACUACAACCCAGAGGGGAGAAGAGGAAAUAAAAGCAGAAAAGACGCAAUUGAGGAGCUUCUUCAAGUGAUACAAUCAACAAAAGCGGACAAGUCGAAACCGCGAAUUGCAGAGAAGAAAGAUGAUUAUGUUCAUGUGGAAUAUGAAAGCCCUAUUUUUGGGCUUGUCGACGACGUUGAGUUUUGGUUCCCACCGGGCGAGAAAUCAAUCGUGGAGUAUCGAUCAGCAUCUCGGUUAGGGAAUUUUGAUUUUGAUGCAAAUAGAAAGAGAAUCAAGGCGUUGCGAUUAGAGUUGGAGAAGAAGGGUUGGGCUUCAGAGAAUAGCUUUUGAGCAAACCUCAACUUCCAGACUAUAAAUUCUUAUUUAUGGUUAUAUGAUUUAAUCACUUCGGGGAAAAGAAAAUGAAACAAUGUUGUUAAUUGGAUAACCAGGAUGUGGCUUCUUUUUACAAGGUUCGGGAUUGCUAUUGACUCCAUUGAUCACAAUACACAGCUGAGAAAGAUUAAAAAACCAAGAUUGUUCUCUGUUUAUACAUUGAGAAAUUAGAACAAUAAACUAUAAAGUCAUGUUUGAUUUAUGUAUAAAGGAGCAUGAUUUGACUAUUUUAUCCAGGAUAAUAUUAGUUCGUCUUGUGUCUGAUUCAAACUUUGCACCUCAUAUGUUGAUUUUUUUGGUAUCCUGCGAAUGUAGAAUUAUUUUGU
This is a messenger RNA of Camellia sinensis, 1075 nucleotides long. RefSeq names its product DUF1499 family protein. The record is from RefSeq and is a predicted model, not a curated record. Lineage: Eukaryota; Viridiplantae; Streptophyta; Magnoliopsida; Ericales; Theaceae.